GGCUUUGAAAUUUGAAUGCCUUUGAUUUUGUUAGUUUUAAAAUCAGUUAUCAGUGUAUACUUUUUCAACUUUAAUUUACCUUGUAACUCAUAAUAAUUUAAGUAGUUAAUUUUAUUAUAACAGAAUUAUUGCCGUUUCGAAACGUUGCGAACGUUGCAGACUUGUAGAACGAGUAUCGCACGCUGUGAGUGUUCGACGCGACUACAGCAGUAACAAUUACAACACCAUGGAAAAACUGGAAGAUCCCCGCAAACUGGUCUACAACCUCCAGAUCGCUGCCAACUCCGACCUGGAAUCUUUCCUGCAGCUCUCCGAGCCCUCUCCCCCCAGCUCCCACCGCCAGCAGGCCGCGGCCGCCGCUCCUGCCCGCACCAGCGACGAGCGUUUCCAGUCCGCGCUGCAGAUCUUCACGCAGCAGGGCGACACUUCAUCCUUCCAGAACAUCGAAGACACCAUCGAGGCCUCCAUGACCUACGUGCCCCAUCUGCGGGCCUUCGUCAAAGCCCUCGAGUCCACCGUGGACGAGUUUCUGGAAGCGGAGGACAAGGGCGGUCUGCCCAAGGAGGAUAUUAAACAGUUGGUGCAGCAUCUACACACUGCUUUGCACAGCACCAUCGAUGUGCAGGCCGAUCGCAAGGUUCUGCAAGAGUUGUUGGGACUGCUGCGUGAAUUACCAGCCAGUAAUGUAGGGCCGAUUGAAGUGGCGGAGGGGGGCCAUGGGACGCGGAGGGAUUUGGAUAGCGAUGAGGAGGAAGGGAUGGAGGAAGAGGAGAAUCCCGAAGAUGAUGAAAACGACGAAGCAGAAGCGGAGAACGAGGCCGCCAACGAGACGGCGCGGGUGAUUUCGCAGUACAAGAAUGCACAGUUUCUGGAAGAUAAGAGGAAGGGGUUCCUGGUGGGACUGCGUAAGGAGCAGGAAGGUAAUGCGCUAACGCUGAAGAGGGUGUUGGACAAGAUUCUGGACAAACGAGGCUAUAAAUGGAGCCUGACGGAGGACGGGGUGAUUAAGGAGAGUAAACGCCCGUCGACGGUGCUGGCUAGCCAGGUAGUCCAGCGCAUCCUGGAUGAUCCCAUCACGAAGUCCCCCAUCAGCACUGAUCCGGUACGGAGUCGGGUCUGUAAGGGGCCGCAUAUCUACGAGCGGGCUUCCAUCCUGCAGCUGAUCGCCCAGCGCGGCGGCAAUCCCACUAAGUGCGCCUACUUGGGCUGCGGUGUGGUCAUCCAUGAGCGGGAUCUCAUCGAGGAUGCGGAUUAUGCCCGCUUCUUGGCACGCAACACCGCCGCUGGUGGGCCGGCGGAUAAUCAGGCCGAGCCGGAUGAGGUGGAGCGGACGCAGCAGAUGGAUGAUGACGAAGAGGAAGAGGAUUAACGGAAGGUGUGGACUGUGCAAUGGCUACGUAUACUUCGAAGUAUACCGAGAAACGCGACUAGCCGCUACUUUUUCUUCUACAUUACGUUCUUUCGGGUUAAAUUGCCCUGAUGCACCACUAAAAUUGAAAUGCACCAUUUGAUUUAGUGAACUGUAGUUCGAGCCUCUUUUUCUAGUAAUGUCUUUAGUAGUACGAUUUCUGCUUAGCAGAGAGUUGAUAGUUGUGUUGGUUCUCAGUUGUUGAAUUGCAUUUCCAGAGAAAUAAUCUCAUAGCAAUUUCUAUGAAAUGAAUUAUUGCUGUACAUAGAAAUAUUACUGAUUGGAAGUGCCAACAAU
This is a messenger RNA of Paramacrobiotus metropolitanus, 1705 nucleotides long. RefSeq lists its product as uncharacterized. Gene Ontology annotation, cellular component: nucleus; Smc5-Smc6 complex. Gene Ontology annotation, molecular function: SUMO ligase activity; zinc ion binding. NCBI's taxonomy places the organism in Eukaryota, Metazoa, Tardigrada, Eutardigrada, Parachela, Macrobiotidae. The record is from RefSeq and is a predicted model, not a curated record. Gene Ontology annotation, biological process: protein sumoylation; double-strand break repair via homologous recombination.